Acaulospora morrowiae is the source of this 528-nucleotide messenger RNA. NCBI's taxonomy places the organism in Eukaryota, Fungi, Glomeromycota, Glomeromycetes, Diversisporales, Acaulosporaceae. The record is from the annotation of a GenBank genome assembly.
AUGUCCGAAAAAGAAUAUACCGAAGAAGUUACUUUAAGUGUUAAUGAUUUUGACAAUUCAAUCAAUUUCAUUGAAGAUACAGAUCUGAUACAACAAAAUGAUAUAGAUGAACAAUCUUCAACUACCAGUUCUAUUAUAUCAACAGAAAAAGUACGAAAUUACAAAGUUGCAAAAAUCUGGCUUUAUUUUGAUAAAAAUACAUCACAACAUCCGAAUCAUCCAGUUUGUAAAAGUUGUGGAAAUGUUUUUUCAAAAAAAACUGGAAAUUCUAGUCUUCAACAGCAUCUUGAAACAAAACAUGGAAUUAAUGUUGAAAAAGUUAUGGAAACAAAGCAAACCAGAUUUUCUUUUCAUAAUAUUAGUCUGCAUUUGCCAAAAGAUCAAGAGGAUCGUAAUAAAGUUGUAGUAACUUGGAUAAUUAUGAAUCAACAACCAUUUUCUAUAGUGGAAGAUAAAUAUUUUCAAGAAAUGAUUCGUACUUUUGAUCCUAAAUACAAAUUCCCGUCACAAAUUUAUAUUAAAGAAAUG